AGACACUUCCUGUGGCAGAGAAAAGAGGUAGUGAGCUGGUGUUUCAGGAUGUGAGGGCCCACAGGAGCAGAGCUGAGCUCUCUCCACUGCCUACCAGCCACCGUGAGAGCUCUGGUCGGUGCUGCCCACAGUCCCUGUGGUGGGUGGCCCCGUGGCGGGGACCGGUGAUCAGCGGCAGUAUGCCAGGGAAGCCCAAGCACUUGGGUGUCCCCAACGGGCGCAUGGUUCUCGCUGUCUCCGAUGGAGAGCUGAGCAGCACCGUGGGUUCCCAGGAUCAGGGUGAGGGUCGGGGCAGCUCCCUCAGCAUCCACAGCCUCCCCAGUGGCCCCAGCAGCCCCUUCUCCACUGAGGAACAGCCGGUAGCCAGCUGGGCCCUGUCCUUUGAGCGACUACUGCAAGACCCACUGGGCCUGGCUUACUUCACUGAAUUCCUGAAGAAGGAGUUCAGUGCAGAGAACGUAACUUUCUGGAAGGCCUGCGAGCGUUUCCAACAGAUCCCAGCCAGCGACACCCAGCAGCUAGCUCAGGAGGCCCGCAGCAUCUACCAUGAGUUCCUGUCCAGCCAGGCACUGAGCCCCGUGAACAUCGAUAGGCAGGCCUGGCUCAGCGAGGAGGUGCUGACCCAGCCCCGGCCGGAUAUGUUUCGAACACAGCAGCUUCAGAUCUUCAAUUUGAUGAAGUUCGACAGCUAUGCGCGCUUCGUCAAGUCCCCGUUGUACCAAGAGUGCCUGCUGGCGGAGGCCGAGGGCCGCCCACUGCGGCAACCUGGCGGCUCACGCCUCGGCAGCCCUGACACCACCAGGAAGAAGCCGAAGCUGAAGCCUGGGAAGUCGCUGCCGCUGGGCGUGGAGGACUUGGGGCAGCUGCCACUUGCUGAGGGCCCCUGUGGCCGCCCGCUUCGCAAGUCCUUCCGCAGAGAGAUGACGGGUGGAGCCAUGAACUCUGCCUUGCGUCGGGAAUCUCAAGGAUCCCUGAAUUCCUCGGCAAGUCUGGACCUCGGCUUCCUUGCCUUUGCCAGCAGCAAAUCUGAGAAUCAGAGCCACCGAAAAAGCCUUGGGAGUGGAGACGGUGACAGUGAAAGUCGGCCAGGGAAAUACUGCUGCGUGUACCUGCCUGAUGGCACAGCCUCCUUGGCCUUGGCUCGACCUGGCCUCACCAUCCGUGACAUGCUGUCAGGCAUCUGUGAGAAGCGAGGCCUCUCUCUACCUGACAUUAAGGUCUACCUGGUGGGCAACGAACAGAAGGCUCUGGUCAUGGAUCAGGAUUGCACUGUGCUGGCGGACCAGGAAGUACGGCUGGAAAACAGGAUCACCUUCCAGCUGGAGUUAGCAAAGCUGGAGCGUGUGGUGCGGAUCUCUGCCAAGCCCACCAAGCGUCUGCAGGAGGCGCUGCAGCCCAUCCUGGCGAAGCACGGCCUGAGCCUGGAUCAGGUUGCUGUACACAGGUCAGGAGAGAAACAACUGCUGGAUCUGGAGAAGCUGGUGAGCUCAGUGGCUGCACAGACACUAGUUUUGGACACUCUUCCAGGUGCAAAGAUGCAUGAAGUGAGCAACAUAUCCCCCUGCCAUAGCCAGGGAUGGUCUCCUAGAACCCAGAACAAGGACACUCAUCUCCCUCCAUUGCCCCCCAGUUUGUUGGUGGAGGAUGCUGGCAAUUCCUCUGGGAAACGGCAGACCUGUGACAUUGAAGGUCUGGUGGAGCUGCUAAACCGGGUGCAAAGCAGUGGAGCCCAUGACCAGAGAGGCCUUCUUCGCAAAGAGGACUUAGUACUUCCAGAAUUUCUGCAGCUACCAGCCCAAAGGCCUGGCUCUCAGGAGGCCCCACCAUAGACUGAAUCAGCUGCCCAGCCCAAGGAGAGCCAUACAGACUCCACUGCCCAUUCAACCCUCCAACACCUGUGUAACAGUCCAGGCUGGCUGCAUGGUGCCUGGGUAGACCAAGCAUGCCAUGGGUCAACUCUGCAUGCAUGAGUGUCCCUGGCCCCUUCCUGCUAUGGGCAGGCCCACAGGAGGAGCUAGGAGGGGAUUGAGAGGGGACUCAAAGAAGCCAUACCCCAAAGCUGUGGCCACCUGGUCUCUCAGAGGCUUAUCUACCCAUCCCUUGAAACUAGGCCAUUUGGGGUGAGGGGUCUAGCCCUUUGGUACAGGCAUGCCCCACCUAGAGGAGUGACUUUGGCAGUGCCAGCCUCUUCAAUUUGUUCCAAGUUUAGCAGGGGGCAGGAGGAGGGGCUGGCCCCUCCUUAAGGAGCUGAUAUGAGUAAGGCCUGGAAGUGCUGAUGGGCAACUCCUCCCUCCAUCCACAUAGACUCUACUGUACAUAGGGAUUUUAUGGUUGGCUUGGGGAAGCUGAGUUUGUCCUGGAUGUAUGGUAUUGUUAUUAUAAUAAUUAUUAUUAUUCUGUCAUGA
Molecule: messenger RNA, 2405 nt
Organism: Nannospalax galili (Upper Galilee mountains blind mole rat)
Lineage: Eukaryota; Metazoa; Chordata; Mammalia; Rodentia; Spalacidae
Gene: Rgs14
Product: regulator of G protein signaling 14
Exons: 15
Coding region: 180-1829 (549 amino acids)
Biological process (GO): signal transduction; regulation of G protein-coupled receptor signaling pathway
Molecular function (GO): microtubule binding; G-protein alpha-subunit binding; GTPase activator activity
Source: RefSeq, a predicted model, not a curated record